ACCCAUUUGGCGAAUCCUUUCCUUUUCUUUCCCUCCCUCCAUUGGCGCGCUUGCAGGUGAGCGCAACCAGACAAGGCCGCGACUUCCCAACGUCCUCAAGCUCUCCCUUAUGGCGGAACCCUCUAUUGAUUAUGAUGGCGAAGUUAUUCCCUGCCGACGAUUUUGAUUACUCCCCUCCUGUUCUCCGCCUUUCCUUCCGUUGUUACGCCGGCGACUUGAUAGGUUCCAGGAAUGGCGGAGAGCGGUGGCGGACGAGGCGAGAGGCGGCCCGUGCGCUGUCCCAACUGCGACGAACUCCUCCCCGGCCUCGCGAACUUGACGGCCCACCGCUGCGGUGAUCGAAGUGCUACUUCCCGAGCAAGGAGAGAUUUCCCGCCUACUGAUUUCUCGUUGCAGAGGGAUACCGUAGGAUUCAAUUCGAGAGAAGAACGAGAUAGAUUAGGGUUUAUUCCAGAAUUCACAAGUAGAAGAAGACCUGCCUCCAAUUCUGAUCAUAGGGCUGAUGGGAGACGCGUAGAGAGGGGAAGUAACUAUGUAGUUGGUAGGCAACCUUCGUCAUCUAAAUCUCUGCUUAGUGAUUCUACCUCCUUCUCAGACGAUGUAGCACCUGCAUUCUGCCGAAUGCCAGAAGAUCAUAUGAAGCCCAAUCCCUUGGCGAAUUAUGGAGAUGACUGUUCCAAGACGAAGAAGAACCAAUCUCGGAAAGAUGGAGCUGAAUUGUGGAGUAAUGACCCGUUGCUGCUUCUGCGACAACUCGAUGAAUUAAGGGAUCGUAUCAGUAAAUCUUCUGAGUUCUUGGAAAAACCGAGAACAAAGAUGCCUGCAGUGAACGAAAGGUCAGUCUAUUAUAGACGAUCACAUGAGAUUCUGAGCAAGACAAAGGAAAGAGUGAGUGUGACUGAACCCUAUUCCUCAGGCAUGACAAACUUUCCUAGUGAUGGAUACAUCCAUAGACAAUUAGAUGUAGUUCCUCUAUCCUCUUACCAUAGUGAUGAAUUUGACCUUCAGCGUCGAAAAUAUAAGCUAUUACCAGAAAGCACUCCCUACUCAAUCACCAACCAAGGGCGCUUUGGUCUUGCACAGAAUAGUAGGGUUUCUUCUCUUGGUAUCCAAAUGUUCAGGAUGAAAGAAUACAAUGAAGGAGGAGCAAGAGCUGCAAAAUCCAAAACAAAGGAAAAGCAUCCUUGUCAAGCUUUCGCUGGCGCGACUCCUUUCGUGAUAUGCUCUAGCUGCUUUGAGUUACUGAAGCUACCUCAAGAUAAUACUCUACUCGUGUCAAAAAAACUCAGAAGGUUGCGGUGUGGAUCAUGCUCGGAGGUAUUUUGCGUUGAACUUAUUGGAAAAAGGCUUGUCAUUUCUUCCCAUUCACCAUCCUUAGCUGUUUCUAAAGCCAAUGACAAAGUCAACCAGCAUGAGCAAUAUAAAGCACAAACUAGUAGUAAAUCAGAUGUUUCUUCAAUUUCUGAAGAACAUGGUGUCCCGUGCCAAGCUAUUCUGCCAACAGAUGACAAUAACUCAUCUCCUUUCACAUCUAGCCAUGUACUGAUGGAACAAGAAAGUAUAGAUUUAACUGAUCCAGAGAACUUGAAGGGGCUUUCAGUGGCUUCUAAUAGGUCCGAGCAUGUAGAAAACCCAGACAGCACAGAUGUAUCAGCUGUUGCAGAUUUACUGAUUCAGGACAGUUUAUCUUUCUUGUUAUCCAGUCAAAAGGACAUUUCUGAAACUGGUAGCAAGAAGGAACAUUCUGAUGAAGAAGUAAGAAUCUACAACGAUGAUAAGUUUCACCAGAGUCCUGAACAAGGCGAAGAAAUAACUGGGAUUGAUCUGUCACUGAAUGACUAUUCCAGUUCCUCUCUGGAUCAUAAUGAUAUAGAGAAACAUCAAAGCCAAAUGGGCACUGAAAAGACUAAUGAUCCAUCAGUUCUAAAUACAACCCUCAAAGAUACACCGCAAAUUAAGAUGCCGGCAAAAGCUAAAAGAUCUCAAGUUUCAGUUAAUGGUUAUCUAAUUCCUGAUCACUUAGUUCGGAAGGCUGAAAAAAAGGCCGGAAGCAUUUUUCCUGGAGAAUAUUGGUACGAUUGGCAUGCUGGAUUUUGGGGUGUCAUGCGACAGCCAUGUCUUGGCAUAAUUCCUCCAUUUAUCGAAGAGUUCAACUAUCCUAUGCCUGAAAACUGUGCUGGUGGGAACACUGGUGUCAUCUUGAACGGAAGAGAGCUCCAUAGGAAAGAUCUCAAUUUACUGGUUAGUCGAGGACUACCAUUCUCAGCUGGUCAACCUUAUAUUCUUGAUUUUUCAGGGAAUCUCUUUGAUGAAAUCUCUAAUGAACAUCUGGGUAAUUUUGGGAAGCUUGCCCCAACAGUUGAGAAAAUGAGACGUGGAUUUGGCAUGAGAGCUCCAAAGUGAGAUUGGAUAAGUGGGAACUAUUGAACUGCAAGAACUGGAGAUGAAUCUGUUAAGUGAAUACUUCACAUAGUUUCUAUAUUGAUACCACUGUUUCCUCUUGAGCUUCACAUAGUUUCUUCGAUCAUUCUUUAAACGCAGAGAAAGACACAUGAUAUGGAAUCAGUGUCUUAGUAUAUACGAGGAGAAUGAUUCCUGAAACCAUUUACAAAAAUUUCAUUUAUAUAUUUUCUUUCAUUAUAAA
This is a messenger RNA of Zingiber officinale, 2644 nucleotides long. RefSeq lists its product as uncharacterized. The transcript is spliced from 5 exons. Lineage: Eukaryota; Viridiplantae; Streptophyta; Magnoliopsida; Zingiberales; Zingiberaceae. The record is from RefSeq and is a predicted model, not a curated record. Gene Ontology annotation, biological process: regulation of defense response to fungus. The coding region runs from base 232 to 2403 and encodes 723 amino acids.